This is a messenger RNA of Micromonas commoda, 603 nucleotides long. RefSeq lists its product with no specific name. Lineage: Eukaryota; Viridiplantae; Chlorophyta; Mamiellophyceae; Mamiellales; Mamiellaceae. Gene Ontology annotation, molecular function: small GTPase binding. The record is from RefSeq and is a predicted model, not a curated record. Gene Ontology annotation, biological process: vesicle-mediated transport. The annotation marks the transcript as partial. Gene Ontology annotation, cellular component: Golgi apparatus; membrane. The transcript has a single exon.
UUCUCUCUCCUGUUCUGGCAACAGUACUUCGACGUGGACACCGAGGACGUGGCGGUGAGGAUAAAGAAUGCGAUAAUCAGCCCCAUGAGCGGCACGUUUAGGGACGUCAUCGGGGACAAUCCCGAUCUCUGGGGGCCGUUCUGGGUCUGCGCCACGCUCAUCUUCAUCAACGCGCUCGGAACCAAAUACGCCGACUACCUCACGCACGACGACUCGGAAGGGGACUUCACCUUCGACGUCACGCGGGUAUCGUUCGGGGUGUGCAUGUUCUACGGCUACGCCUUCUGCGUCCCGGCGGGUCUUUGGUUCAUCCUCCGGUGCUUCGGCGGCGUGAACACCGGGCUGGCGUCGCUGCUGUGCCUGUACGGGUACUCGCUGAUGGUGUACGUGCCCAUGGGGAUCCUGUGCCUCGCGCCGAACCAGUCCCUGCGGUGGUUCGCGUUCCUGCCGUCCAUGGCGAUAUCGUCCGCGUUCCUCUUCUUCAACGUUCGGGGGGUGGUGGCGGAAUCGCCGAAGGGUCUCGCGUUCGCGACGCCGUUCAUGGGAUGCGUCGUCGGCGCGCACGCGUGCUUCGGGCUCCUGCUCAAGCUGUACUGGAUAUGA